Molecule: messenger RNA, 351 nt
Organism: Mucor mucedo
Lineage: Eukaryota; Fungi; Mucoromycota; Mucoromycetes; Mucorales; Mucoraceae
Exons: 2
Coding region: 1-351 (116 amino acids)
Source: RefSeq, a predicted model, not a curated record
AUGUACGAAAGAUCUAAAGGCCUGGUUUUGGGAGCAAAUGUUGUAAGGUCUACAUCCGCCAACAUCCACCCAAUAAAUAUGAAGCUCUUGAUGAAGCGGAUCAGUUUAAAGCUCGUCUGGAAGCCAAAUGUAAUUCCAGAGAUAGACGUACUUAAAAUUCUCCAAUUUAGUGGAUUUGGACUGCUAUCCAAAUAUAGUUGUGAUAAAAUUAUGAAGUUCCAUCGACAAACAUGGACAAAAGAACUGGAUUCUUUCCAGCAAAAUAUCCCCAUGCUAAUGAAAUUAAAAACGCUGCGCCUUCCACACUAUCGGGGAAAAUUUGGUAAAGACUGCAAUAAAUCGGUAGUGUAA